AUUUCUACUACGCAUCAAGGUAACCACUUCCAAAAUCGAAAGCCACCCCAUCCUUCCACAUCGCCAUGAGCAAUCCAUUUGAAGAUCCGUCCGUGCGCAUGGCUGCCACAUCUCCCUCUGGCGCCGCCAAGACGUUGGCCAUGCCACAAAAGCAACCUUCGUUUAAUCAAGCUGGCGCUGCUCAUGUGGCUCCAAUCGCCACUACUGUCAACCCUGCGCAGGUCGGAGGAGGUGGUGGUGCCCCUCCCCCUGGGACACCCAAGACUGCCGCCGAAAACCUCAUGGAAGAAGUUGGCUCGUCGAUCAAGAAAACCGACUCGGCCAAGAUCCUCAAGGUCAUGCAAACUGUCAACAUCAUUCUCGCUGCGUUGACCGUCACGGCGGGCAUCUUGUCGUGGGUUGCUGGCUACGUGGUGGACUUUCAAACGUUCAUUGCGUCUUCGUACAUCAUUACGUUUGGGUUGCUCUUGCUCGGGUUUGAACUGCGCACCGCCACGCUGGACGUGCUGCUGCGAGCCAACUUUGGGUUCAUGUACGGCUACAAGACCCGCACCAUCUUUCUCCUCUUCAUUGCCAUCUGGCCUCUGUCCAUGGGCACGUACUGGGUCACCAUCCUCGACGCCGUGCUGUUGUUCCUGAACGCGUUCUUCAACUACUUUGUCGUAUCGAGCCACCCGGCGUUCGCCGGCGAGGCCCCGCCCGCGUACGACGGCACACGCGUCGCCCUUGGAGCCUCCCCCAUCCCCGUCAAAGCCGAUUCGCAGGUGUAACGAACAACCCCUUAAUAUCAAUACCACUCUAUAUACUAUCCA
Molecule: messenger RNA, 812 nt
Organism: Aphanomyces astaci
Lineage: Eukaryota; Oomycota; Saprolegniomycetes; Saprolegniales; Verrucalvaceae
Exons: 5
Coding region: 66-770 (234 amino acids)
Source: RefSeq, a predicted model, not a curated record